This is a messenger RNA of Penicillium verrucosum, 1464 nucleotides long. RefSeq names its product Major facilitator superfamily domain general substrate transporter. NCBI's taxonomy places the organism in Eukaryota, Fungi, Ascomycota, Eurotiomycetes, Eurotiales, Aspergillaceae. Gene Ontology annotation, molecular function: transmembrane transporter activity. The record is from RefSeq and is a predicted model, not a curated record. Gene Ontology annotation, biological process: transmembrane transport. The coding region runs from base 1 to 1464 and encodes 487 amino acids. The transcript is spliced from 3 exons.
AUGCCCCCCCUUGUACCCGGUGUGGAGGUUUCUCGGCUAGGAGACAACGGCGAGGUUGUCUUCGUGGUUGGGUGGAGGGAAAACGAUCCAAGUAACCCGCUCAACUGGUCUAUGCUUCGCAAGUGGAUGGUCAUGUUGACCUGCUGUCUGGUUGCUAUCGCCAUGACAGUCCCCUCCUCGGUGGAGGGUGCCACUCAAGACGCCUUCGAUGCGCACUUCGGUGUUAACGCCAUGGCUGGAUCCAUGACAACCGGUAUCUUCCUCAUUGGAAUCGGCGUUGGCUCUCUUUUCGCCGGUCCAUUCUCCGAGACCUUCGGCCGCAAUGUGGUCUACUUCACCGCACUAAUGCUCGUAAUUCUGUUCGUGAUGGCAAAGGCUCUGGCACCGAGCUAUGGCGCAGCCCUUACCUUCCGCUUCCUGUGUGCUCUAUUCGCCGCUGCCCCAAUGACAGUAGCUGGCGGAACCGUCGGCGACAUCUGGCAUCCAUUGCAGAUCCCCUUCGGCCUGCCCCUCGUCACUAUCGCCGCCUACUCGGGCCCGAUCCUAGGCCCCGUGAUCGGCGCCUACACGCCGGAUAUCGGCUACGUGUGGGCCGAUUGGAUCUCGAUGAUCAUUGCCGGCGUCGCUCUGGUCGUAGUCACACUUGCCCAGCCUGAGACCUUCAGCCCUAUUCUUUUGGAAUGGCGCGCGAAGCACCUCCGCGAACUGACUGGUGAUAGCCGGUACCGCGCUGCCCAUGCGUCUACCUCUUCAAACGCAUUAGGCCCGCGUCUACUCACCAACGUCUCCCGGCCCUUUGUCAUGAUCUGGACUGAGCCUAUCAUUCUUAUCUUCAGUUUCUACCUAGUCCUUCUCUACUUCGUGCUGUUUACCUUCCUUAAUGGCUACCCCUUCAUCUUUGCCAAUGUGUACGGUAUCAGCACUAGCUUGACCUUCAUUAUCUUCAUCGCCAUGAUUCCCGGUGUUAUUGUUGCUCUGGCUAUGAUUCCUCCUCUGUAUACCAUGACCAAGAAGGCCGCAAGACAGGCUGAGGCUGAGGGUCAGGCUUUGCAGCCCGAGGUAUCGCUCUACUGGGCCAUGGCAGGCGCAUCUAUCAUGAUGCCGGUUUCUCUCUUCUGGAUGGCCUGGACCUGCUACGCCGAUAUCAGUAUCUGGUCCCCGAUCGUGGCCUCCGGCGUCUUCGGCUGGGCCCUUGUUUGCAUUUUCACGACGACAUACAUGUAUAUCAUCUUCGUGUACCUGCAGUAUGCUGCGUCGGCACUUGGAUUCAUGACCUUUGCGCGGUACGUCGUCGCUGGUGCUCUUAGCCCUGCUUCUGUCAAGAUGUACGAGAGAAUUGGUCCCCAUUGGUCGGUGACUAUUGUUGCUGCUCUGGCUACUCUUAUGGCGCCUGUUCCCUAUAUGCUUUACAAGUAUGGCCAUAAGGUUCGUGCUAUGAGCAAGAAUGCGGUCAAUAAGGCUUAG